CAAAAGAAGCCGUCGCCUCUCCGCCGCCGGUCUAUCAGAGCGGAGCGGAGCCCCCCAAUGUUGUUCGUUUUUUUUUGUGAAAAGACAGAGGGGAAUUGAGAGAGAAAAAUCCCUGGCGCCCCACUACCGCUAAUUCCCACCGUAACGAGUGUGUGGCAAGGGAGGGAGGGACUAAGAGCUCCGCCCACCACCAGUACCCUCACAGAGAUUUUUUCAUUCACGGAGACCUCCUGUCCUGGUUUAUUUGGAACCACAGCAGAGGACAACUGAUGGACGGAGCAGCAACAAAGUUCUUUCGUCCAUGGGAGAGCCAUGGGAGUUAUCAUCACUCGCUUCCCUCAAUAUCACCUCCUGACUCUCCGGCAUCCACAUCUGCAAGCUCAUCUUCAUCUAGCAUUGGAGCCAAUGAGUUGACCACCAAGAGAAGAAAAUGCGAGAGAUGCACAUGCCCGAAUUGCAAAGCCAUAAAGCAUGGCGAUCGAGGGUCUCAACACACUCACCUGUGCAGUGUCCCUGGUUGUGGAAAAACAUAUAAAAAGACAAGCCAUUUAAGAGCACAUUUAAGGAAGCAUACCGGAGACCGCCCAUUCGUUUGCGAUUGGUUUGAUUGUGGAAAGAGAUUUGACAGAAGUGAUCAACUGAUCAGGCAUAAGAGGACGCAUACAAAAGAAUAUAGAUUUGCUUGCAAAUUUUGCAUUCGCCAAUUUUCUCGUUCCGAUCAUCUUCAACAACACUUGACAUCGGUGCAUAAUAUAGUUGUCGUAGAUUAGAGACAAAUAUUUUAAUUUUUCUGUCAUUACCUUGUGUAUUUAUGAUUUGUGUAUUGCCCUAUUUUCCCAGAAAAGAAUCGUUGAUUGUUUCACUUUAUUAAUCGUAAAUAAAAUGUGUCGAAAAUCAAUA
This is a messenger RNA of Caenorhabditis elegans, 900 nucleotides long. It is a transcript of the gene sptf-2, whose product is annotated as Specificity protein transcription factor 2. The record is from RefSeq and is marked reviewed. Lineage: Eukaryota; Metazoa; Nematoda; Chromadorea; Rhabditida; Rhabditidae. The transcript is spliced from 4 exons. The coding region runs from base 270 to 770 and encodes 166 amino acids.